AUGCCUGCAGCAGUGAAAAACCUGAUGCCUGUUCCACCCACAGGCAAAGAUGCCCUCCUGUCUACCCACAUCCCAUUCCUGUACAUGAAUGACAGCGAGAGUUUUACAACCAGCUCCCAGGAGUGCUUCAGGUGCUUUUCCCCUGUGCGCAGGAGGGAGACUGUUCCUCAGCCCAUCCCAGCCCAGUUGGAGCACAAGGACUUGGAGCACAUCAGGGAGUACCAGACAGAGAUGGUCAGGUCCUACCAGCGCCACAAGCAACCAGAGAUCACUCGCAUCCCACGCUGGACCAGGCUUUGCACCAACUUCAAGAUGCCAACAGACCACCGGGACGCUACCUUCCUCACCACGCAUUCCCACAGCUUCCAGUCCUGGCCCACCCUCCUUCCGAGCAUCAUCCGGCCAGCGCCAGCCAUCAAGAGAAUGAAGACAGCAGAGCCAUUUCCAGAAAGCACCCAAAGAGCCUCCUUCACGGCACACUACAUUUCCCCUGUUGUAAAAGCAUCAAUUAAACAUCUAGAGGGAUUUCCCACUCUAAAAGGGGAUGGGCGUCUCCACAGUUUUGUCUCCCAGUACAAGGACUCCUUCAAGGGAGAUUGGAGCAGACCGCCUCAGCCUGUGGAGAAGCAAACCACCUCCUCAGUGGCUAUGGGCGAUCUGGUGAAGGUGGUAGAGAGAGAGACGAGCCACCAUGCGUCAUUCAGCCGGCCUGCCGUCUCCAGGCCAGCUGAGGUGAAGGAACGUCUGAAAGUGAACCUUGGGGAUCUCUCUAACGGACCAUGGAUGUCCUCUUCAAUGGAAGCCUUUCAGUACAAGAGGCCAGCUGAUCCUGUGGUAAGGAUAAAGAGGAACCAAAAUUUCAGCUCAAUACCCAAGGGGGACACUGAUCAGGCACGCAACAAAGAGAUGACGUCAGCCACCACCAACAGUUUUUUUUUCUCAGAGGGGAAUCACACAGAAUGUCCUGUUUUGGUGUCUGGGGCCGACCUGAUGACCAAGAGCUGCAUAGAGUUCAGCCCACGUGCUCUGACUGGCCUGUACUACACAACCACGGCCCAAGAGCACUACUGCAAAAAGAAAACAGAGCGGGCUAAACCAGCCAUCCAGCCACCAAGCCACAUACUGACCAGCCAAGAGCCUGGGCCAACUCUGACCACUGUACAGACAGACUUCCUCCCACUACAGCCCAGCAUGCAAAGGCUCAGCCAAUCACAGCUGGACAAGAUCAAGCACAGUCACAUCAGGUUUCCACUGGCCCACCAGCACUUCAACACCACCCACAGUGAUGAUUACAUGGCUAAAUCUGUGAUCCCAUGGCGUCCGAGCAACCGCCAUCCCCAGCUUAUCAGCCAUUUUGUCCUGCAGUGA
This is a messenger RNA of Myripristis murdjan (pinecone soldierfish), 1368 nucleotides long. RefSeq lists its product as uncharacterized. The record is from RefSeq and is a predicted model, not a curated record. NCBI's taxonomy places the organism in Eukaryota, Metazoa, Chordata, Actinopteri, Holocentriformes, Holocentridae. The transcript has 8 exons. The coding region runs from base 1 to 1368 and encodes 455 amino acids.